UACACUGGUUGGACUGAGGUGGUGAGAGCUCCUAUAAAGUUUGCUGGCGCUCUGAUAGGAAACAUCCCGGGAGUUAUGGAUCCCCAGGUCUCUAAUCCUUCUCCAGCUCCUCUUCCUGAUUCCAGCAGGGCAUCCUUGUCAUCAGAGCUGCAGCCGGAGGUUUCUACCAGUGCUUCGACUGUGUCUUCGGCUGACCAAGUACACGCUGUUACCACCCGUGCCGGAAGGAUGAAAAGACUGCAUCCUCUGGUACUUCCAGAACUUCAGCCUCUCUCCAUGACCCCUCAAGAGUUCAACCAACUGCAAGCCUCGUGUCCUUCCUUAACUGGGGUACGACAGAAAGCCUCUACGGGAGAAGUUGAGAAAGCCAGGAACGGGUCGUCCUUCCAGUACCUGUACGUCAAUGGGCUUCUCUACCGCAAGUGCCUCACUUCUCAGCUUCCAAAUAAGGUAUGGGAGCGGAUAUCCGUGCCUACUGCCGCUCUUGUGACAAGUGCCAACGGAUGUCAUCAAAGGGCCGGGUGCGUCCUGUCCCUCUUCAGCCCCUACCUGUGAUCACCGAGCCUUUUUCCCGAGUCGCCAUUGACCUCGUUGGACCUCUUUCUCCUCCAUCUUCCGAGGGCCAUAGACACAUUCUUACCUUAAUAGAUUUUGCAACUGGGUUUCCAGAGGCCCUGCCACUUAAGGACAUAGACUCAGUAUCAGUAGCUGAAGCCUUACUAGUGAUAUUUGCACGUGUAGGAAUU
Messenger RNA from Portunus trituberculatus (swimming crab), 746 nucleotides. RefSeq lists its product as uncharacterized. The transcript is spliced from 2 exons. The coding region runs from base 76 to 555 and encodes 159 amino acids. NCBI's taxonomy places the organism in Eukaryota, Metazoa, Arthropoda, Malacostraca, Decapoda, Portunidae. The record is from RefSeq and is a predicted model, not a curated record.